Culicoides brevitarsis is the source of this 1110-nucleotide messenger RNA. RefSeq names its product peroxisome biogenesis factor 10 (gene Pex10). The record is from RefSeq and is a predicted model, not a curated record. The transcript is spliced from 2 exons. Bases 100 to 975 code for a protein of 291 amino acids. Lineage: Eukaryota; Metazoa; Arthropoda; Insecta; Diptera; Ceratopogonidae. Gene Ontology annotation, biological process: protein import into peroxisome matrix. Gene Ontology annotation, molecular function: zinc ion binding. Gene Ontology annotation, cellular component: peroxisomal membrane.
UUCCAUCAACAAACCAAAGUUCACUUUUAGACACGAUUUCUGCUUAAAACUUUAUAAAAAAUAUUAUUAAAUGUCUCAAUUCACUCAAAAAACGCCACGAUGAGUCUUUUCCUCUCCAAAGCCGGUCAAGCCGAGAUCAUCCGAAGUGCCCAAAAAGACAACCAAUUCAUCGAAGAAGUACAUUUGACACUAUCCGAGCUCUUUCGCCGCUACAGCCACACAUUAUGGAUCAAAUUUGACAAACAUCUCCGAACAGCGGUACAAAUUUUUUACUAUUCUUAUCACGCCUUGCUUGGAAUCCAAACUGUGGGCGAAGAAUAUACCGGAAUUGUGCAAAUUGACAAUCAAUUUAAAAAAUUACCGAACCGUUUGCUCCAAGUUUUAUGCGUGACCCUCGAGUAUGCCGGCGAAUUGGCUGUCAAAAAAGUCAUAACUGUGAUAAAAAAGGAUGUUCAAUCAAGUACUUCACUUCUUCCAAGAGCGAAAAUUCUCUUAACGCAAUUUUUGGAGACCUUAAUUGAUGUUAUUCCAUUUGUACAAAUGUUGCAUCGUGGAUUUUUCUACCUUUAUGGCAACAAAUAUCAACUUUCCAAGCGAAUAACGGGCAUAAAUUACGUUCUUGUGCGUUAUUGGCUCAAAAAAGAUCAUUCCGUGUUGGGAUAUAAGCUACUUGGAGCUAUCACGUUACUUCAGGCCGUCAUCACAGCGGGAUUUUAUGUGAAAAAGCGCUUUAGAACGCAGAAAAAUGAAAUUCUUCAACAAAAAAACGACUUUUCCGGCAUAAAAAGUGAAAGCGGGAAGACUUGUGUGCUUUGUAUGGAUGUCAGAACGAACGUUUCGGCAAUCCGCUGUGGUCACCUUUUCUGCUACGAUUGCAUCGUGGACUGGCUAAAGACGAAAAAUGAGUGUCCCGUGUGUCGAGAUCCCGCGAAACCAUCAAAUGUGAUUUUUUUACGGAAUUAUCAAGGGAUUUAACAAAAAAAAAAAAUUUUUUUUUUAUAGUUUCAUAUAAAUUAAAAUUCGUUUUUCUUCAAUUUUACAAAAAAAAAAUGUACAUCUCUUAAAAAAUAGAGAAUUUUUUUUACAACUCCGUCGUUUCCAAUUUUUUCG